AUGCCUCUCCGCGCCAAAAUAAUGCCUUCGAUAAGGCAGUUCUCCGCCGAUUCCCCGUCUGGGGUCCAGCUCAGGCCUCAACCGAACGAUGAUCCCGAUGACGUCCUGUUUGACAAGAUCUACGGCGUGCGCACUAUCGAGCUGAACCGGCCAAAGAAGCUCAACUCGCUCAACGGAUCUAUGGCCCGCAAGAUCAUACCCAGGCUGCACGAGUGGUCACAGUCCCAGCUGGCCAAUGUCAUCAUCAUCAAGGGCAACGGCCGCGCUUUCUGUGCCGGUGGAGAUGUCGCUGCGCUCGCUGAGGCAAACAGCCAGGGCGAGAAAGGCCAGAAGGAGUCCAGCGAUUACUUUGCCCUGGAAUACAAGCUGGACCACCUCAUUGCUACUUACUCCAAACCCUACGUCGCUUUUAUGGAUGGUAUCACAAUGGGAGGCGGUGUUGGUUUGAGCGUGCAUGCUCCCUUCAGGAUAGCCACCGAGAACACUGUCUUCGCUAUGCCUGAGACCACCAUUGGUUUCUUUCCCGAUGUUGGCGCGAGCUUCUUCCUGCCUCGGAUGGAUGGUCAGAUGGGCACCUACCUUGCUCUGACUAGUGAGCAACUGAAGGGUGCCGACGUCUUCUACCACGGCAUCGCAACCCACUACAUCCACUCCUCUUCUCUUCCCGACCUUGAGGCUCGUCUCGCCGAGCUGACGUUCAAGGACUAUGCCUCGCUUCAAGAGCGUCACGGUAUCAUCAAUGCCACCAUUGAAGAAUUUGUCACUGGCCUUCCCGCCCCCCGUGCCCAUAUUUCGGGUCAGCUGCGCAUUGCCGUCGACGAGUGCUUCAAACGGGAAACCAUAUUCGACAUCAUUGAAGCCCUCACCACUCUCAAGGAGUCCAAGAAUGAGCAACUCAGCACGUGGGCCGCCAAGACCAUCAAUACGAUGGAGCAGCGCUCGCCCACCUCGGUGCUCGUCACCCUCAAGCAGAUGCGUGCAUCUCAGCGCUGGGGCAUCUCAGAUACCUUCCGCCACGAACACCACAUCGCUUCCCGCUUCAUGGCCCACCCGGACUUCGUUGAGGGCGUUCAGGCCCGCCUGGUACGCCGCCAGAAGGAUCGCCCCAACUGGCAGCCGGCCACAUUCAAGGACGUCAGCAAGAGCGACGUCGACGCCUUUUUUACCAGGGAGCCAACGCUGGAAUUGCUCGAAAGCGACCCCAACGCCAACUAUAGGGAGUACCCGCACGCCUGGCUGGGUUUGCCGAGGGAGAGCGCCAUCCUCGACGCAGCGAGGGGACUGCCUGACGACCGCGCUGUCGUGCGGCAGUUUUUGCAGGAGUACAAUGGCAAGGCUGGUGUGAAGGAGAAGGUCGAGGAGGUCUUGGAGAGGAGUCGAAUGUAA
This is a messenger RNA of Diplodia corticola, 1386 nucleotides long. Its product is annotated as 3-hydroxyisobutyryl-hydrolase. Gene Ontology annotation, biological process: L-valine catabolic process. Bases 1 to 1386 code for a protein of 461 amino acids. Gene Ontology annotation, molecular function: 3-hydroxyisobutyryl-CoA hydrolase activity. The transcript has 3 exons. Gene Ontology annotation, cellular component: mitochondrion. NCBI's taxonomy places the organism in Eukaryota, Fungi, Ascomycota, Dothideomycetes, Botryosphaeriales, Botryosphaeriaceae. The record is from RefSeq and is a predicted model, not a curated record.